GAGCUAGAUUUUUUACGUCCACAUGGCCAAACCACAGCUUCUGUGUACCCACAACAAAAUCAGAUAGAAUCCAAAACGAAAGACCCUAGCCAAUGAGAUGCUGCUGAUGUGUAGAUUUCCUCAUCCAUAAUAACAAUCCAUCCAUUUCUCUUUUUUGCAUAUAUAUGUACAUGCUUCUUCUCUUGUAAAUAUAUCUCAAAAAAGCACAACAAAGUCGUACUAGAAAAUAUAUCAAAAUUAAUUUGAUCAUAUCAGUUCAUAAUUAAUGGCAACUUCCGGUAUCCAACAAUCUGCAUUUGCUGGCCAGAUUGGUCUGAAGCCACAAAAUGAGCUUGUCCGGAAGGUCGGAAACGUCGGCGGUGGCCGGUUCACCAUGAGGCGUACCGUCAAAAGUGUUCCUCAAAGCAUCUGGUAUGGGCCUGACAGACCCAAGUAUUUGGGUCCAUUCUCCGAACAAACUCCAUCAUACCUUACUGGUGAAUUUCCCGGUGAUUAUGGAUGGGACACUGCUGGGCUUUCAGCUGACCCAGAGACAUUCGCUAAGAACCGGGAGCUCGAAGUGAUCCACUCCCGUUGGGCCAUGCUUGGUGCUUUGGGCUGUGUCUUCCCGGAAAUCCUUUCAAAGAACGGAGUCAAAUUCGGCGAGGCCGUCUGGUUCAAGGCCGGAUCCCAAAUCUUCUCCGAAGGUGGACUUGACUACCUUGGAAACCCAAACCUCAUCCAUGCCCAGAGCAUCCUCGCUAUCUGGGCCUCCCAAGUUGUCCUUAUGGGCUUGAUUGAAGGUUACAGAGUUGGAGGAGGCCCACUUGGAGAAGGAUUAGACAAGGUGUACCCCGGUGGAGCAUUUGACCCAUUGGGUUUGGCUGAUGAUCCAGAGGCAUUUGCUGAGUUGAAGGUGAAAGAGAUCAAGAAUGGGAGGUUGGCUAUGUUCUCAAUGUUUGGAUUCUUUGUUCAAGCCAUUGUCACUGGAAAAGGCCCAAUUGAAAAUCUGUUGGACCAUUUGGCUGACCCAGUAGCUAACAAUGCUUGGGCCUAUGCCACCAACUUUGUACCUGGAAAAUGAGCUGACUUUGUACCUUUGUGAAUUGUGAUAGUUGUGGACUGUGAUGACUUGAGUGUGACGACAUUGUUUCUCAUUGAGGGAAAUGUUGAAUAUAUUGCACUAAUUUAAAUGUCCAAAUUACAAGUUCCAUUUACAUUGUUAUUUUGGUUCGUAAUUUACGCUUUUAGAAUAUACUUUCAUAAAACUAAACGGUUUAAACACAUAUUUUAAGUUCUGAGUACCAAAAAUUUUGAAGAAAGGAAACGAGC
Messenger RNA from Oldenlandia corymbosa var. corymbosa, 1311 nucleotides. NCBI's taxonomy places the organism in Eukaryota, Viridiplantae, Streptophyta, Magnoliopsida, Gentianales, Rubiaceae. The record is from the annotation of a GenBank genome assembly.